Messenger RNA from Cucurbita pepo subsp. pepo (vegetable marrow), 3166 nucleotides. Its product is annotated as potassium transporter 7-like. The record is from RefSeq and is a predicted model, not a curated record. NCBI's taxonomy places the organism in Eukaryota, Viridiplantae, Streptophyta, Magnoliopsida, Cucurbitales, Cucurbitaceae. Gene Ontology annotation, molecular function: potassium ion transmembrane transporter activity. Gene Ontology annotation, cellular component: plant-type vacuole; vacuolar membrane. Gene Ontology annotation, biological process: potassium ion transmembrane transport.
UCCCCGAGAUUCCACAACCGCGCGCAGUGUGUUCCCCGUUCCCAACGUACUUCCUUUUCGUUUCACCUGAAAAAACAACCAUUUCCCGUUUCAUUUCAUUCACUGCAUCCCAAGUCUGGCAAUUCCAAUCGGAUCCCUUAUUCCUUUUUCCAGCUGCUUUUCACUCAUCUUCCAAAUCUUUCAAGAUUCAGGACUUUCCCCUGCUUAAUGGCUGACGGUGAAUUAGAGAGGGGAGAGGUCAAUUGUAGGCUUGCUUCCAUGGAUUCCUCCGAGUCCCGAUGGGUAUUUCAGGAUGAGGAUCAAUCGGACAUCGACGAGGAGGAGGAGGACGAGGAGGACGAGGAGAAUGCAGCGCAGCAUCGUAUGGAUUUGGCGUCUGAGGAAGAAGAUAAUGUUGAGCAGAAAUUGAUUCGGACUGGCCCACGUAUUGAUUCCUUCGAUGUCGAAGCUCUUGAGGUCCCUGGUGCACAUCGAAAUGAAUACGAGGACUUCAGCGUGGGAAAGAAAAUUACUCUUGCUUUUCAAACCCUUGGAGUUGUAUUUGGUGAUGUUGGGACAAGCCCUCUGUAUACCUUCAGUGUCAUGUUCAACAAGGCUCCUAUUAAGGAAGAUGAAGAUGUUAUUGGGGCAUUAUCUCUUGUUAUCUACACCUUAAUCUUGAUUUCACUAGUCAAGUAUGUUCUUGUUGUUCUGCUGGCAAAUGAUGAUGGUGAAGGUGGUACUUUUGCUUUGUACUCUUUGAUUUGUAGACAUGCCAAGGUCAGUCUACUCCCAAAUCAACUGCCUUCAGAUACCCGAAUAUCACGUUUUAGGUUAAAGGUGCCAUCUCCUGAAUUGGAAAGAUCACUAAGAAUAAAGGAAAAACUUGAGGCUUCCCUGACUUUGAAGAAGCUUCUCUUGAUGCUUGUUCUUGCUGGAACUUCUAUGGUAAUAGCCGAUGGAGUUAUUACACCCGCAAUGUCAGUAAUGUCGGCUGUUGGUGGACUAAAGAUUGGAGUGGAUGCGAUCAAUCAAGAUGAGGUUGUGAUGAUCUCAGUUGCCUGUCUUAUAGUUUUGUUCAGUGUUCAGAAGUAUGGCACUAGCAAAGUGGGGCUCGCUCUUGGUCCUGCAUUAUUCAUAUGGUUCUGUACACUUGCAGGCAUGGGGAUUUAUAACCUUGUCAUAUAUGAUAGCAGUGUCUUAAAGGCAUUCAAUCCUGUUCAUAUUUAUUAUUUCUUCAAGAGGAACUCUACCAAUGCAUGGUAUUGCCUUGGAGGUUGUUUAUUAUGUGCUACAGGUUCGGAGGCAAUGUUUGCGGAUCUUUGCUAUUUCUCUGUGCAGUCAAUACAGCUUACGUUUGUGUUUCUUGUCUUGCCUUGUCUUUUAUUGGGUUAUUUGGGUCAAGCUGCCUACCUUAUAUCAAACCACAAUGGAGCUGAGCACGUAUUUUUUAAUUCUGUUCCCAAAAGUGCCUUUUGGCCAGUUUUUCUCAUUGCUAAUGUUGCUGCAUUAAUUGCGAGUCGAGCAAUGACUACGGCUACCUUUUCGUGUAUAAAACAAUCAACGGCACUUGGUUGUUUUCCUCGUCUUAAGAUCAUUCAUACAUCUAGGAAAUUCAUGGGGCAAAUCUAUAUCCCGGUGUUGAAUUGGUUUUUAUUGGCAGUUUGCCUGGUGGUUGUCUGCUCCAUUUCUAGCAUGUAUGAGAUUGGAAACGCAUAUGGUAUCGCUGAGCUCGGAGUGAUGAUGAUGACAACUGUCUUGGCAACCAUUGUUAUGCUUCUUAUAUGGCAGAUAAACAUUAUCAUUGUAAUGGGUUUCGCGAUGAUCUUUCUCGGGAUGGAACUGAUAUUUUUCUCGUCUGUGUUAUGGGGUGUGGGUGAUGGAAGUUGGAUCAUAUUGGUCUUCGCAGUGAUUAUGUUCUUCAUUAUGUAUAUUUGGAACUACGGAAGCAAGCUCAAAUAUGAAACUGAAGUCAAGCAAAAGCUGUCAAUGGAUCUAAUGCGGGAGCUUGGGUGCAACCUUGGGACACUCAGAGCUCCUGGCAUCGGUUUGCUAUAUAAUGAACUAGUGAAAGGAAUACCUGCAGUAUUUGGCCAGUUUCUGACUACUCUUCCUGCAGUUCACUCAAUGAUCAUAUUUGUCUGCAUCAAGUACGUGCCGGUUCCUGUCGUGCCUCAGAGUGAGAGAUUUCUGUUCCGCCGAGUCUGCCCGAAGAGCUAUCACAUCUUUCGUUGCAUUGCCAGGUAUGGUUACAAGGACGUUCGAAAGGAAAAUCAUCAGAUGUUCGAGCAGCUCUUAAUUGAAAGCCUCGAGAAAUUCAUCCGUCGAGAAGCACAAGAAAGAUCGUUAGAGAGCGAGGGAGACGAUGAUACUGAUUCCAACGAAAUCCACAGCUCUCGACUUCUUGUCGGUCCAAAUGGAAGUGUCUACUCACUUGGCAUUCCUCUGCUUGCUGAAUUCAACGAGGCUAGACCCAUAAGUGAAGUCAUCCACGUCCCAGAAGAAGUGCAGGCAGUGGAAUCUCCAGAUCCCUCACUCCCAGAUGCAGAGCAAUCACUUGAGAGAGAGCUUUCUUUUAUACGAAAGGCUAAAGAAUCAGGAGUGGUUUACCUUCUCGGCCAUGGAGAUAUUAGAGCCAGAAAGGAUUCUUGGUUUAUUAAGAAGCUAGUGAUCAAUUACUUCUACGCAUUUUUAAGAAAGAACAGCAGGCGAGGUAUUGCCAACUUGAGUGUCCCCCACACCCACCUGAUGCAGGUUGGCAUGACAUACAUGGUUUAGAAGCUCAAGCCUUUUGCCAGAGGAUUACCAAAUAUACGCGCAGCACGAACAGAAGGAGGUCGGCGAAAACAAAAACAAAACAAAAAAAGGAAGGCAAUGGUCUUUGUAUUCUUCAGUGUGCUACAACAUUCAUUUGGAUUCAGAGGAAGCUUUGUCACACUCCCCUUGCUCAUGGGGAAAGUCUUGCAAGGCUCCAUUCUGGGUUGGGGUCACAGUUGCAGUUCUUCGUUCGUGUUCGUGUUUGUGUUCGUGUUCAUGCAUGAUGAUGAACGUGUAGGAUGUUUGAAAUUACGUGAAUUCAAUCGAUGAGAUCUGUUACGACUUAAAAGAAAACUGUUCGAAUUAGUUUGGUUGCUCAUCAAACUUUCAUAUGCAUCAGUGGUUGUCUUGUUGAUAGUUGGUUCCACUA